This is a messenger RNA of Anopheles coustani, 1800 nucleotides long. RefSeq names its product medium-chain acyl-CoA ligase ACSF2, mitochondrial (gene Acsf2). NCBI's taxonomy places the organism in Eukaryota, Metazoa, Arthropoda, Insecta, Diptera, Culicidae. The record is from RefSeq and is a predicted model, not a curated record. Gene Ontology annotation, molecular function: medium-chain fatty acid-CoA ligase activity. Gene Ontology annotation, biological process: fatty acid metabolic process. The transcript is spliced from 6 exons. Bases 1 to 1800 code for a protein of 599 amino acids.
AUGGUGAUACGAAUGACGAUGAUGCUCUUGAAGCACAACCGACCAUGUCACGUUGGAUGGACCAGAUGCCUUCAGGCCGUCCGCACCCAAUCAACCGAUCCGCUGGCGAACGAGCGGCGCCAAAGCUACGUCCACCAUAUCGGGGCCGAGCCGCUGGUUUAUCGCAAUGUAGGCCAACAUCUCCGUAUCGCUACCGAACGUUUUCCGAACCGGGAAGCCGUUGUGGCCUGCCACGAACGCGAUGGACGGCUCACCUUCGCAGCCGCCAUGGAGAAGGUAGACCGUCUAGCGGCGUCGUUCCACCAGCUCGGUUUGCGGCAGGGUGAUCGCGUUGGAAUCUGGGCGCCGAAUGGGAUCCUGUUCUAUCUCACCUAUCUGGCGGUGGCGCGUGCCGGAAUGAUCUUGGUCGGAAUCAAUCCUGCCUAUCAGAUCCCGGAACUACAAUACGCCCUCGAGAAGGUUGACGUGAAGGCACUGGUGGCGGCCGAAGGAUACCGGCAGCAGAACUACUACGGCAUGAUUUCCCACAUCGUUCCCGAACUGGCGUCCUCGAAGCCGGGUGAACUCAAGAGCAAACAGUUACCGGCACUGUCCACCGUUAUCAUAGAUAGUGAUGAUAAUCUGCCGGGAGCGAUCAAGUUCAGCGACCUGUUCGGCCUAACGUCGGAGCGGGACAUCAGCCGGAUCGAGUACCUGCAGGCGAAAAUAUCUCCCGACAGUGGCGUCAACUUGCAGUUCACCUCGGGCACGACGGGUCAACCGAAGGCGGCCCUGAUGUCACACUUUGCAUUCGUUAACAACGGGAUUCACGUUGGCCGGAGGAAUGAGUUGGAUCGGAAGGAGCACCGUAUGUGCGUGCAGGUGCCACUGUUUCACGCGUACGGGAUGGUCAUUGCCACCAUGGCCGGUAUAUCGUACGGCGCGACAAUGGUACUGCCGUCAGCUGGGUUUAAGGCGGCCGAUUCGCUGGCCGCCAUCAUGAGAGAGAAAUGCACGGUCAUUCUGGGAACACCGACGAUGUACGUGGACCUGGUGCGCCGGAUCGUGGAGAGUGGAGCCCAGCUUGAGACACCGGAAAUUGCCGCCACCGGAGGUGCCACCUGCUCCCCAAAGCUGUUCGCCGACAUCAAACACUCGCUGGGCGUGCGGAAGGUGAAGACGGUGUUCGGUAUGACGGAGGCAACGGCCGUCAUCUUUCAGUCCCAGUUCGAGGAGAGCCCGGAGGAUGUGCAGCAAACGGUCGGGCACGUAACGGACCACUACGAGGCGAAGGUGGUCGAUCGGGAGGGCAACGUGGUUCCGUUCGGGACGGCCGGAGAGCUGUGGGUCCGAGGGUACGGUACCAUGCUGGGCUACUGGGGUGAUGAGAAGAAAACGAAGGAAACGAUCGAUGCGGAUCGGUGGCUACGGACGGGCGAUCAGUUCGCCCUGCGGGAGGAUGGCUACGGGAAGAUCGUCGGUCGGAUGAAGGAGGUAGUCAUCCGGGGCGGUGAGAACAUCUACCCGAAGGAGGUCGAGGACUAUCUCAACACUUACCCGAAGGUGCUGGAGGCGCACUGCAUCGGCGUGCCGGACGAGCGGACAGGAGAGGAGCUGUGUGCGUACGUGCGGCCAAAGAACCCCUCCGACACGAUUACCCGCGAGGAGCUGAAGCGAUUCUGUGAGGGGAAGCUGGCGUACUAUAAGGUGCCAAAGUACGUCCGGGUGCUGAACGACCUGCCGAAGACGACCUCGGGGAAGGUGCAGAAGUUUAAGCUGGUAGAAAUGUUUAAAAAAGAACAAGAAAGUGUAAAUAAAUGA